AGUACUACAACUACAGUUAGUACGUGUCAACUGACUCGCUUUCAUCACAGAAUCUUUGACCCAGCGAAGCAGGCAUUCGAGGAAGCAAAAGUCACAUUCGCUGCGGACCUAACCAAAGAUGUCCGCAAGCAAGAUCUGGUUCUGCAAGCCGCUACUUUUAAGGACAUAGAGGAUCUCGUCACAUCCUCGAAACUCAAGUAUGAUGGAGGUCAGAAGAGCAAGAAGGCAGUCAAAUGGCUCCAGAAGCUAUCUCAGCGCGUGCAGUAUUAUGGCUCAAUCAUGGAUGUCCUAGUACAACAUCAUCCUGAAUACGUUGCGCUGGCCUGGGGAGCGAUGAAAUUUGUCUUUGUGCUGGUGCAGAAUCACGAAAAACUUGUCACCACGCUAGCCAAAGCACUCGCCACCAUAGGAGAGUCGCUUGCUCGCGUCAACCUGGCUAUCGUCCUCUAUCCUACGGCGAGAAUGAAGCAUGCAGUUGCCCAAGUCUACGCUUGCAUUAUGCGAUUCUGCAUUCGAGCGCACGACUGGUACAGAGCGAACAAACUGCACCACAUCUGGGAGUCUCUGGCCCGUCCUGUUGAGCUCAGGUAUACGGAUCUCAUCGAGAACAUCGAAACUGCUUUGGGAGAGGUGGAAGGCCUGGCAACUGCUGCUGCUCGAGCAGAGCAACGGGACGUCCACAUGGCAGUUUUGACAUUAGCUCAACGUAUGGAAAAUUCAGAAAAGGUACUUUUUGAAGUCCGUCAACUGGUUGCAUCGACCCAAGCAAUCGUGUCCAGCUCUCAGUUCAACACAAAUGUCAACAUUAUCACCAUGCGAGGCGACGAUAUAAUCCCAAUCCUAUUCCCCAGCUUUCAUCCCAAUCAGCCAGGAGACCUCCGUUACGCGAAAUUGCUCGCAAGACAGGGCCAAAAGGCGGCUUCCUCGAUUUCAUCUCCAUACUGGCAGGAUCGCAAGUUCGACGUGUGGAAUUCAUCUCCUUCGUCCGCCGCAGUAGCGGUAAAAGGAGAUUAUCUUUCACGCUUAACUCUCCGCCACACAGCCAUUCAGAUGAUCGAAAUCAUCAGGGCCAAGCAAGUCCCGGUGAUCUGGUUUCUGAAGACGUCAAACGACAGGAUCACUGUCGCCGAGAUGAUAAAGGGCUUGGUGUACCAAGCACUGCAGGUUUGCGACCCAUCUUAUACAGAGAGGUCACUAGGACGCCUACAUGCCACCAUUCAAGCAGCCGACAACGAAGACGCAUGGUUUGAAAUCCUAUCUUCGAUCAUCGCCGACCUGCGGCAGAUCUAUAUAAUCCUAGAUCUCGCUGCCACAGGAGAAAAUGAACUGCACCAAGACGAUAGGAGCUUCCUCUGGCUUUCCGCUUUCAAACGGCUUUUCUUGAAACUCCCCGAGCGCAACGUCCAAGCAGCCAUUAAGGUGCUGUUAUUUGCCUACGGCUCCACAGCCACACAUCAAUUUGGGACUGCGAUUGAAUUUGCCGAUGUCACCAUCAACACGAAACAUCUUUCUCGUGGUGGCGUUGCUUUUCACAAGCAAACUGCGCAGUCGCGGACGAAACUGACUCCAAGAGGCAAAAGGACGAUGCACGGGAUUAUUAGUGGACGUUGAGAAGGUAAGGAAGGUUAUUCUGCCAGCUUGGAGCGAUAUAUAUUCUCUUGGAUUGAUCUCUGUCGGAACACCCUCUACGCAUCGUUAUCAAAGCCUAACCCUUUCCUGCUUUUCUUUGAAUCCCUUUGACAUUCUCAUUCAUGCACGAUGAGAUCCCGGGUGUUGUUGCUAGAACGAAAAAGUCUCACCUCUAUCAUGGGUCGAAGGUAAUACCCCCUAUACCUUCUUACUGAAAGUAGCGUUCCCAAGUUUCAUCGUGGUCCUUUCUCGUCUUGGAGAUGUAUUUCAGCCCUCGUUGGACAAGGUCAACUUCGGUGUGCGCUCCUCUUUCAUACCCAGUAGCCUGGGCUUGAACCCACAGGUCGUCUGCGUGGUCCUUCGUCAGGCCAUGACGGCGGGGGAGCAGAAGAUGUGGACGAAUCGCCAAUGCGUGACGAAUAGCGGGACGAUGAGUAGAUGGAUCACAGAGACUGCCAGGUACAAAGGAGGACUUCGCUGCUGCUUAACCACCGAGACCUGGACUGGCAGCAAUUUUUGUACUUUGAUUAUGGUCACAGUUCGAGUGGGGGACUUUCAGAAAUAGGGAAAAGACGACCCCCGUGGUCCGUCUGUAGAGUGAGGAGGCAACAUAGCAGGAUCGGAUUUCCGACUUCCUAGUAACGAAGCCCUUUUCCAACGUGA
Exophiala dermatitidis NIH/UT8656 is the source of this 2292-nucleotide messenger RNA. RefSeq lists its product as uncharacterized. The record is from RefSeq and is a predicted model, not a curated record. NCBI's taxonomy places the organism in Eukaryota, Fungi, Ascomycota, Eurotiomycetes, Chaetothyriales, Herpotrichiellaceae. The coding region runs from base 280 to 1611 and encodes 443 amino acids. The transcript has 3 exons.